UGACGUAGGCAGUACGCAUGCGCGCGCAUCUCGGCGGCGGAAGUUAUGUUUUCUUUCUCCCUCUAACUUCUUAGUCGAUUCAAAUUAUUUUUAACAAAAUGGUAAACUGUUGUAUUUUAGACUGUAAAAGUGAUUGUUCUCCAAUCAGUGGAGUGAUAUUCUACAAAAUACCGUCAGGGCAACGACAUUUUCAGCGCGAACGGAGGCAUUUGUGGAAACAAGCGAUCCAACAGGCGAACGGCAGCAUGGUGCUCGAUAGAAAUUCUCGUAUUUGUAACGCUCAUUUCAUCUCAGGAAAGGCAUCCAUGGAUCGGAACAAGCCUGACUAUGUGCCCUCUGUGUUUACACACACUAAAAGAUGCACUAGUCCCAGCAGAAGAAAGAAACAGUUUUCCAGCCGUAGAAAAAGGCACAGACCUACAGCCAAUGCCGCGACAGAGGAGCAGAAACCUCCACCGAGAGCUGACUCGCCCACAGGCCCCCAAUUCUCUGAUUUGAUUGAGGCCGAAAGUAAAGUUUCAGUGCACUCUCCGUCAACCACAUCACUGUCAAAGGCGUUGAAGAAGCCAAAUCUUCUCUCUCCUUGCGUCAUCUUGAAAAGAAAAAUGCCAUCUUGGGAGGUUGAGAUCAAAGAUAAAAGAGAUCCAGUCCAGUCGCCAGCUAAAUCCAUCCCAGAUGUAGCGUCCCCGUCCCCGACGGCACCGGCAGGCAUCCCCGAACUGGACAAAAGGAGGCCCGUGGUGCUCCUAAAGCCCCUACUGCUACCAGCAGGAGGCUACCUGUGCGAGCUGUGCGGCCGGACCUUUGCCCACGCCUCGCAGCUGCUGACCCACAAGAAGCUGCACGACGAGCAAACGGACUCCGUCUCCGGGGGGGGCGACCCGGCCCACGAGCAAACGGACUCCGACCCGGCCCACGAGCAAAUGGACUCCGUCUCUGGAGGGGCCCACGAGCAAACGGACUCCGUCUCUGGAGGGGCCGACCCGGCCCACCAGCAAACGGACUCCGACCCGGCCCACAAGCAAAAAGACUCUGGAGGGGCCAACCCAGCCCACGAGCAAACGGACUCCGUCUCCGGGGGGGCCGACCCAGCCCACGAGCAAAUGGAGUCCGUCUCUGGAGGGGCCGACGAGCAAACGGACUCCGUUUCCGUUUGGGCCGACCCGGCCGCGGCCCCCCCCGCCCCCGGGGGCCAGCCCGAGCCGUCCUUUCCGUGCAACCUGUGCGACCGCGUCUUCGCCUCGGCUCAGAACCUGAAGCGCCACAAGCUGCUGCACGUCAGGGACGGACGGAAGUGCCCCAAGUGCGGCGUCCUGUUCUGCCGCCGCCACGGCCGCGUGGCCGUCCAGCCCAAGGCCGAGUGCAAGACCGAGUCCGACGAGGACUACUCCCCGGCCGAAGGGCCGGAGCGAGACGCCCCCUGCCCGGGAAAGCGGGCCCCGGACUGCCUGGCCCCGAACAUCCAGCCCGUAAAGGUUGAGAGCGCUCCGAGCCCACCCGUCCUCCGUCCAGCACCUUUAAUUCUCAUUCCUGUGUUUUUCCCCAAGCCCCCCCCCCCGCCCUCUCAGAGCAUCGUCUCUCCCUCUGAGUCGGCGAAACCCUCCGCCGUGCCCCGUCCGACCACACCGAUCCUCCUGCUGACCGCCGAACCAGAAGACUCGUCUCCACCCGUUUCACCCGCAAAGCCUCCGCCCCCCCCACCCCCCAGUCUCCCGCCCUCCCUGAAGAUGUUCUCGCCCGAGUACCUCACCUCGGCAUUCCUCGAAGUUCAAAGAAAUUAUAAAUACAUUUUGAGAAAGUCUCAGAAAGGUGCGAGGAAGAAGCCGGACGAUUCGGCCGAGCCUUCUUCUAGGCGGCAAGCCGUUAAGCCGCCCAAAAAGGAGAAAAUAGCCUACGACCUGGAAGUUGUGCUGUGA
Molecule: messenger RNA, 1916 nt
Organism: Menidia menidia (Atlantic silverside)
Lineage: Eukaryota; Metazoa; Chordata; Actinopteri; Atheriniformes; Atherinopsidae
Source: the annotation of a GenBank genome assembly